AUGGAUUUUUCACCUUUCAAUGCUCCAAAUUCUCAUCAAAACGACCAGUAUGAAUCCCCAAUGUCACUACCGCCAUCAGCAACACCACGAAGUGUUGCAACACGAGAUGAUGCACACGCUACAACAACGAACGAAAAUCGAUUCUAUCAUCGACCAUCCAUUGCUUCGAAAAAGAGCAUACCAGAAAUGGGUCCACCUUCAGCUGUACCAUCAUAUCAUCCUGGUUCAAUUGCGCCAGCUACUCCUCUAUCGGCAGCUACAGUGCCAUUUACACCACGUACUGUAGAUGCAUCAGGUGUUCAACCAAAUCUACAAAAUAUUGUAUCGACUGUUAAUCUUGGCUGUCCAUUGGAUUUAAAACGUAUUGCUCUACAAGCACGUAACGCCGAAUAUAAUCCUAAACGUUUUGCUGCUGUCAUCAUGCGUAUUCGUACUCCAAGAACAACAGCAUUGAUCUUUAGUUCAGGCAAAAUGGUUUGUACGGGCGCUAAAAGUGAAGAACAUUCGAUUCAAGCCGCAAGACGUUAUGCUCGUGUAAUUCAAAAACUUGGCUUUCCAGCAAAAUUUCUCGAUUUUAAAAUUCAAAAUAUGGUCGGUAGUGCAGACGUGCAUUUUAAAAUACGACUUGAAGCAUUACAAUUGAAACAUGACACGUAUUGCAGUUACGAACCUGAGCUGUUUCCUGGUCUGAUCUAUAGAAUUAUUAAGCCAAAAAUUGUUUUAUUAAUUUUCAAUUCCGGUAAAGUAGUAUUAACAGGCGCUAAACAACGCAGUGAAAUCGACGAAGCUUUCGACUUAAUAUAUCCUAUCUUAAAAGGCUUUCGUCGAGCUAAUUGA
Adineta ricciae is the source of this 837-nucleotide messenger RNA. The record is from the annotation of a GenBank genome assembly. NCBI's taxonomy places the organism in Eukaryota, Metazoa, Rotifera, Eurotatoria, Adinetida, Adinetidae.